UGACGCCAAGGUGAUAGAGUGUCCUGGGCACGGCCGGCUCCGUCCGUGGCAGGGCUUGGGCUGCCUAGUGCCAUGGCCUCCCGUGCGGGCCCCCGGGCUGAGGGCACUGAUGGCAGUGACUACCAGCAUCGCGAGAGGGUGGCCUCCCAUUACCAGAUGAGCGUGGCCCUGAAGUCCGAAAUAAAGAAGCUGAUCUACAUGCAGGUGGCCAUCUGGCUGCUGCUCCUGGCCCAGAUGUGCGUGGGUCACCUGAAGCUGCUGCCCCAUGACCAGGUGGCCAUGCCCUACCAGUGGGAGUACCCCUACCUGCUCAGCAUCAUCCCCUCUCUCUUCGGCCUCAUGUCCUUCCCCCGCAACAACAUCAGCUAUCUGGUGCUGUCCAUGAUCAGCACAGGCCUGUUCUCGGUGGCACCCCUCAUCUACGGCAGCAUGGAGAUGUUCCCCAUGGCGCAGCAGCUCUACCGCCACGGCAAGGCCUACCGCUUCAUCUUCGGCUUUUCCGCCGUCUCCGUCAUGUACCUGCUGGUGGUGGUGGCGGUGCAGGUGCACGGCUGGCAGCUCUACUACAGCAAGAAGCUCCUGGACUCCUGGUUCACCAGCACGCAGGAGAAGAAGAAGAAAUGA
This is a messenger RNA of Emys orbicularis (European pond turtle), 624 nucleotides long. RefSeq names its product jagunal homolog 1 (gene JAGN1). Gene Ontology annotation, cellular component: endoplasmic reticulum membrane. Gene Ontology annotation, biological process: endoplasmic reticulum organization; vesicle-mediated transport; granulocyte colony-stimulating factor signaling pathway. Lineage: Eukaryota; Metazoa; Chordata; Testudines; Emydidae. The coding region runs from base 73 to 624 and encodes 183 amino acids. The transcript has 3 exons. The record is from RefSeq and is a predicted model, not a curated record.